AUGAGUGGUCUUUCAUCAGAUGACGAGGAUGACGAGUUGAUAUUGCAACUUAGUGCUCUGCCACCCAAAACGACGUUACAGGAUGCACCAAAGAAAUAUGCCACUCAGGUACAAAACAAUACAGAUCAGGCCGUUCAACAGAGCAAGCCUAACCCUACGGACAACGAUCGUGUUUUGGAACUAGAGAUGAAAUUGACGAAAGCCAGAGGUGAAACUAGUAUGCUGAGGGAUAAAAUCUCGCUUUUGAAUAAAGAACGAGAGAAGGAUAAGUUGAACCACGCCGAUACAGACAGCCAAGCCAAGCAGGAGCAUGAGAGAGAGUUGAAGUACAUGAAACAAGUUAUACAAAAUUUGAAGGAUGAGAAGAAGUUCCUUCUUAUGGAGAUGAAGACGAAAAAAGCGGUGCCGACGUCCGCGUCAUUGCAAACAAACCCACAGGCUCAACAUCAGACUCCAGAUACAUCCACACUUACCCCCCUGGUAAAGAAGAGGAAAUUGGAAGAUACGCCACAGUAUUUGAAAUCAAAUGUGGUUUCUCUUAAUUCACACAGAAUCUUACCGAGGGAAUCUGAUCUUUUGUUCAAUUCCAUCAUGUCAUUCAAAUUGUUCGGAGUGGAUGUUACCCUUUUGGAAAUACUCGACGUUUUGACUGUAAAACAUAUAGAUACCGUCGAAGCUAACGACUUUAUAUUACAUUCCAAUGAAUCAAUCGGUAAACAGCUGAGGAGGUUUAUGAUGGUCGCCAAGAGUAAAUUGAAUUUAGAUAAAUUUAUCGACACAUUUUUGGAAAACCUGGUCUUCUUAAUUACCAAGAUAUCAUACAACUCACAGGAGUCUAAACUAGCCGUCCCAUUUCUAAUAGCAUUGAUGCAUCAAAUUAUUAUCUUUAGACCGAGUGCAGUGAAACAAUUAUGCUUGCAAAACCUGCUGCUUUUCGUUUGCGAUUUUAUUUUAGAAAAUAGACGUGUGCUGAGGCAACCUCUGCGAAACGUCAACGACCCUGAAUUGAAAUUGAAAAUACUAGAGCCUCAGGUUUUCCAAUACGAAUUCAUUGACAAACUGAUGAUCUGCUAUUCGUUUGACCUCUUAGAGAGCGGACUGCGAAUCGCCCAACUUCUCACCAAUGACGGAUUGUGGGCUAUAUUAAUUGAUUCAAAGAUAUCAAACUCAUUAACUGCCAUAUACAAUCUGUCGUUGAGUGUUUCCGUAAGACCCUUUCUGAACGCAGUUUUCAAUAUUGUGGCGAUUUUUAACAUUCUAUCAAAUAUGCUGGUUACAGUGCAACAAGACUCAACUUUGAUCCCACCUUCUAAAGAUACAAAUGGAUCCUUGAUUGUGCAUGGUAGCUGGUGGAAGUUACCGCUUGAUAAACUUUACAAUUUGCUGGAAAAAGACGUAAAGAACUACUAUCUGAUGAGCCAUCUGGAUAACAUGGAUUCCAGGAGUUUUGAGAAAAAUCAUUUUGUUGAUAUUAAUGGGCUUAUUAGAAAUAUCGGCAAUAACAGUUUGGCCGCCUUCGUGGAGGAGUUGAUUCAUACAGAUAAACUUCAAAACUUCCCGCGAGUCAUCUCGAAGGAAAAUUUGCCGAUACAGAAGGCUCAUUUGGACUUUGAGUUUGAAGGUUGGUUGUUAUCUUUACAAAAGGAUAUCCUGCUAACAUUCAAUAACAUGUUGCUCGUAUUCCCGGAGGAUUCGGUCAUCAUAAAUGGUAACAUGUUUGCUCAUCUUGCCAGGCUUUUGGCGCAAGAACAGCAAGAGAUAUUGUCGACGUACCUCGGACAAGAUAACCCUAAUAUAAUAAGUAGGGUUGAACUCAUUGAGUCAACACUGACGCUAAUUUAUAAGCUUUGGAUGAACCACCACCAGACCAUAGGCCAGGAGUACAUUAAAGAGGUGGAAAAUGAGCUGAUAACUGCAUUGAGGCGCGUUGUCGCUUCACAAAUGGAUGAAAAACUGCCAAGAACCAACGAUGAUAUGGCGGAUCAUCGAAAUAUUGUGGACAAGUUAAAUGAGCUUACGGUUAGAGAUCAAGCCAGAUACUAUGAAGAUGCUUUCGAAGACAUGCCUGAAUAUAUCACCAAGGAAUUGAGUGACCAUCUGGAUGGGCGGUGUUAUAGGAUAAUGCAAGCUCGAUACCAAAAAGUCUAUCAGGAAAUGGCGAAGACUAUACUGGAAUCACAUAAAACUGGCUUGUUGACGGUUGAACAAGCGGAUGCUUUGUAUGCAGCGAUGGGUUUGUGA
Messenger RNA from Huiozyma naganishii CBS 8797, 2241 nucleotides. RefSeq names its product Lcd1p (gene LCD1). Gene Ontology annotation, biological process: DNA damage checkpoint signaling. The transcript has a single exon. The record is from RefSeq and is a predicted model, not a curated record. NCBI's taxonomy places the organism in Eukaryota, Fungi, Ascomycota, Saccharomycetes, Saccharomycetales, Saccharomycetaceae. Bases 1 to 2241 code for a protein of 746 amino acids.